AUGAUGUUGAAUCCGAGAAUAAUAAGGAAUGAAGUUCACUUUUGUGGAAGAAGUCAAUUCACCUUAUCAAUUUUUGGUCAUCUCGACCGUCCUUCUGGAAAGAUGAGCGUGCAUUGGCUAUCAGAAAAAGAAAUGCAAUCUGCUCAUGUUCAUGUGUUGAUUAAUUGCAUUGAAGUCAAACCAUAUCUUAAGGCAUUUAAUACCUAUUAUUUUCAAAGCACGGGUGAACAAUCAUCGUCUGAUUACACACAUGCCUAUUUUCCUGCACUGUUCAGGCAACAAUUAUCAUGCGUUGUUGCACCAAGCCCGGAAAUAAUCCAUUUGAGAAGUUUAUCUGAAGGCCCUUAUCAACGUGCAAAUUAA
Lathyrus sativus (Indian pea) is the source of this 363-nucleotide messenger RNA. The record is from the annotation of a GenBank genome assembly. Lineage: Eukaryota; Viridiplantae; Streptophyta; Magnoliopsida; Fabales; Fabaceae.